UUGCGCGAGCUGGGUUUGGCGCGGAAUCUGAAAUCUCUUCUUUCUAUCAACAGUCAACCACUGGAUUUCGUCAAUGAUCAGUAUCUGACUGCAGCCACUUACCUUAGCUAACUUUAUUUCCCUGUUUUCUUAGCACAAACCUACAUAACAGUUUAAUUGUGAAACUAAGUAUCUAAAUAUAGCUAUUAGUCACAGCACUUUUUCUUUACAUUUGUCAUUCAACAUCAGCUCUCCCAACCUGAGAUUAUACAAUGUCAUCCGGUCGAGGAAAACCAUCAAAGAAGGCAAAAGUAGCUGAGGAGCCAAGUGAUCUCAAAGUAUUUCACUUCGACAUGGAGGAGGAAAAGAAGGGAUUAAGUGGUUCAGAGGAAGACAUUCGUGAAGAUGAAACCCCAAUUGUUGACACCAAGUCAACAAAAAGACGACCUGGGCUUUCAUUUGAAGAAGACGAUCCUACUUUGGGUGUGAGCAAUGAGGUCCAGACGAUGUUGGAGAGGUUUGGGGCUGACAUAGGCAAAGCUAUGCAGGCUAAGAGGAAGAGGUUGGAGACUUUCACCAAAAGCUCUUUAAAAGGCAGCAAUCAGAAGCUAGAGCAACUGUGGAAAACACAACAUGCCCAGAGGCAGAAGCUGACACAAGAGUACUCCCAGCAGGUGUUCUCAGUGCUACAGCAGUGGGAGACCGAUACACAGAAGUCAGAGGAGCAGGAGGAGAAGCUCAAUAACCUAUUCCGCCAGCAGCAAAAACUCUUCCAGCAGGCGAGGGUUGUUCAGAGCCAGAAGCUAAAAACCAUCAGAGAUUUAUAUGACCAGUUUGUGAAGAACAUGGACGAGAUGGAGAAGAGUCAUGAGAGUUUCCUGCAAGGGGCGCAGGUGGAGCUGAAGAAGGAGAUGGCCAUGCUGCAGAAGAAAAUUAUGAUGGACACUCAACAACAGGAAAUGGCUACCGUGCGGAAGAGUCUCCAGUCCAUGCUGUUCUAACAGGAAAUGGCUACUGUGCGGAAGAGUCUCCAGUCCAUGCUGUUCUAACAGGAAAUGGCUACUGUGCGGAAGAGUCUCCAGUCCAUGCUGUUCUAACAGGAAAUGGCUACUGUGCGGAAGAGUCUCCAGUCCAUGCUGUUCUAGACAUGAUCCUCUUAGCUAUUUAGUUCAAAGUGCCAACAUUGUGCAAUGUUCAGUAUCACUGAUGUGUUUUUAUCAACAGCAGGAUUUGUAUCUAUUUACAUUUGUAUGUUAUGGUUUAUUUAUUGUUAUUGUUGUAUUUAUUGUAUGUUGUAAACUAAACGAGUUAAGACCCAAAAUAAAUGGAGUUUCUUUUUUGUCAGAA
Alosa sapidissima (American shad) is the source of this 1326-nucleotide messenger RNA. RefSeq names its product synaptonemal complex protein 3 (gene sycp3). Bases 252 to 980 code for a protein of 242 amino acids. The transcript is spliced from 9 exons. Gene Ontology annotation, biological process: spermatid development; meiotic cell cycle. The record is from RefSeq and is a predicted model, not a curated record. Gene Ontology annotation, cellular component: synaptonemal complex. Lineage: Eukaryota; Metazoa; Chordata; Actinopteri; Clupeiformes; Clupeidae.